This is a messenger RNA of Penicillium nucicola, 969 nucleotides long. RefSeq lists its product as uncharacterized. NCBI's taxonomy places the organism in Eukaryota, Fungi, Ascomycota, Eurotiomycetes, Eurotiales, Aspergillaceae. Gene Ontology annotation, molecular function: aldose reductase (NADPH) activity. The coding region runs from base 1 to 969 and encodes 322 amino acids. The record is from RefSeq and is a predicted model, not a curated record. The transcript has 7 exons. Gene Ontology annotation, cellular component: cytosol.
AUGUCUCUUGGACGUACAUUUAAGCUCAACUCGGGCUAUGACAUCCCUGCUGUCGGUCUCGGCACCUGGCUCUCCAAGCCACACGAAGUUGAAAAAGCAGUUGAAGCUGCCCUUCGCGCUGGAUACCGUCACAUUGAUGCUGCUGCAUGUUAUCAGAAUGAGAACGAAGUGGGAAAUGGCUGGAAGAAUUCCGGUGUUCCUCGGGAGGAGAUCUUUAUUACUAGCAAGCUCUGGAACACACAUCACCACCCAGACAAUGUGGAAGAAGGUCUGGACAAGACAUUGAAGGACUUGCAAACCGACUACUUGGAUCUCUAUCUGAUCCACUGGCCAACUGCAUUUGCCUACACUAACGAAACUCUCACGCCGACGGACCCGGUGACGAAGCGAUUCCGCCUAGCCGAUGUUCCGGUUUCUGACACCUGGGCUGUAUUGGAGAAGCUCGUCGAGGCGGGCAAGAUCCGAAGCAUUGGAAUCAGUAAUUUUACCAUCAAGGCCACUGAGGAUUUGCUCAAGACUGCGAAGAUCCCUCCAGCUGCCAAUCAGAUUGAGGCUCAUCCGUAUCUUCUGCAGCCGGAGCUGUUUUCCUACCUGAAAGAAAAGAACAUUCUUCCAGUUGCUUAUAGCCCGCUUGGCAAUAACAUCUUUGACCUACCACGUGUUGUCAAUGACCCGGUGGUCGAGGAGAUUGCUAAAAAGCUGAACAAAGAUCCUGCUCAACUUCUCAUCUCAUGGGCUAUCCAGCGUGGCUCUGCCGUGUUGCCAAAGAGUGUCACGCCCUCGCGCAUUGAGAGUAACUUCCAAGAUUUCGUCAUUCCCGAUGAAGAGUUUGCCGCUCUCAACAAGCUUGACAAGAACGCCCGAUACAACUACCCAUUCCGUUGGGGAGUUGAUGUUUUCGGAGAAUUGGGAGCUGAGGAAGCCGAAAGACGUGCCGAAGAGCAUGCGGCAAAGCAACGAGCUCUAUAG